This is a messenger RNA of Clonostachys rhizophaga, 1200 nucleotides long. The record is from the annotation of a GenBank genome assembly. Lineage: Eukaryota; Fungi; Ascomycota; Sordariomycetes; Hypocreales; Bionectriaceae.
AUGCGUAAACCUCUCCUGCGGAUACCAUACACUGAUAUUCUCCCCCCUCCCUUGAUCAUCCCUGCCUCGGCCAGCACACUCGCCGGCGCAGUGGCCGCUCUGCGGACCUUUUUCGCCGCCCCCACACCGGAGCAUCUGCCGUCGCCCAAGACUGUCGUCCUGACCGGCGCCGGACUCUCCGUCGCCUCUGGGUUGGCAGACUACCGGGGGGUCAAGGGCACCUACCGCGUCAACAAGACGUAUCGGCCCAUCUACUAUCACGAGUUUCUCAGCAGUCACGAGGCACGCAAGAGGUACUGGGCAAGAAGUUUCCUGGGCUGGUCUAGUCUACACAAAGCUGCCCCCAAUCUCGGGCACUUUGCAGUGAGGGACCUUGCAAGUCUGGGUCUCGUACGCAGCGUUAUAACACAAAAUGUGGAUUCCUUCCAUUCCAUGGCUCAUCCUCGUGUGCCCACCCUGGAGCUACACGGUUACCUGAGGUCGACGGUAUGCACCACCUGCAGGUCCGAGUUCUCCCGUGAUGAAUUCCAGGCAGAGCUUGCCAGGCUAAACCCACGAUGGGCUGCAUUGCUCCAGGAGGCGAUUGAGUCCGGCGCUUUGGACAGGGGUGAGACCGAUGAAGCAAGGUUCAAGGGGCUGAGGAGUAACCCUGAUGGUGAUGUCGACUUGCCGGACGCUCCUUACACCACAUUCAGGUAUCCCCCGUGUCCCAAGUGCUUGGAGCGCCCACCCGUAGGGCCAGAUGGUCUCAAACAAGCUGUUCGCGUGGAUGGAGAGGGUGCCUGGAAACUGCCCAGUACGGCGGGCAUCCUUAAACCCGCGGUGGUCAUGUUCGGAGAGAACAUCGCCAGCCAUAUCAAGGAUAAUGCAGAGAAGGCUGUCGACCAAGCCGGAAAGUUACUGGUCCUCGGAACCUCCCUUGCCACGUAUUCCGCGUGGAGGAUCGCCAAGAGAGCCAAGGAUAGAGGGAUGCCAAUUGCCAUAAUAAACAUGGGCGGAGUGAGAGGCGAGGAGCAGUUUUUCACAGACCUCGACCCCAGUCAGCAAGGCGACCGAGCCGUGAGGACCGGCCUGUCUACCGACGAGCUUCUCCCUCUGCUGGUAUCAGAGCUGAGGCAGACCAUCGCGGAUAAUUCACCAAUUUCAUCAACGGCAGGACCUCUGGAGAAUUCAGGGGUCUUCAAAGAGAUGUUGUCUUAG